AUGUCAUCCCAGCAGGUUCUCGUCCAAGUUAUCUAUCCCACCUCGGCCGCACCUAAUUUCAAUAUGGAGUAUUACCUCAACAACCAUAUUCCGCUGGUUAAGAAGCGUUGGGGACCACAAGGCCUGCAAAGCUGCACUGUCAUCGCUGGAGCCAAAGAUACAGGGUACCACGUGCAAGCCAUGAUGAUUUGGAAGAACCUGGCAUCAUUUGAAAACGUGAAGGGUGCGGAGGAAGUGAGAGAAGACAUCAAGAACUUCACCGAUGUGGCGCCGUAUCGAUGGGUUGGUUCCGUUGUUUACCAGGAUGUAUUGACGGAGUCAGAAACAAAGGGGCUUUGA
This is a messenger RNA of Penicillium cinerascens, 339 nucleotides long. RefSeq lists its product as uncharacterized. NCBI's taxonomy places the organism in Eukaryota, Fungi, Ascomycota, Eurotiomycetes, Eurotiales, Aspergillaceae. The coding region runs from base 1 to 339 and encodes 112 amino acids. The transcript has a single exon. The record is from RefSeq and is a predicted model, not a curated record.